UACGACAUGAAGCAAUUAAUAUCUAAGUUGGGGCUUCCUUGUAUAGAAAUUGAUGCGAGCCCUCGAGGAUGUAUGUUGUUCUGGAAGGAUGAUGGGGCACUUGAGAUCUGCAAGUUCUGUGGUGGAGACAUAUACAAACAUGUUCCUUAAAGACGAAAGAAACCACGAUAUAGGUCUGCAUUAUCUAAACUGUUUUACCUCCCAAUAGCUCCACGAAUGAAGAGGAUGUACGCUUCGACUGCUACUGCGAAACACAUGACAUGGCAUGUCGAGCACGAAACCAAAGAGGGUAUGAUGUCAUCUCACCCUUCGGACUGUGAAGCUUGGAGACACUUUGACCGUUGUCAUCCUCAGUUUGCAAUGGAGCCACGAAAUGUGCGACUCAGAUUGUGUUCAGACGGAUUUUCUCCUUUUGGAAGGUUUGGGAAGAACUAUUCAUGUUGGCCGGUCAUGAUAACUCCUUACAAUCUCUCUCCCGACAUGUGCAUGAAAAGUCAUUUCAUCUUUUUUACUUUAAUUUGUCCGGGUCCCAAGGAUCCAGGAAAAAAAAAUAGACAUUUAUCUCCAACCCCGUAUUGAGGAGAUGAAAGAAUUAUGGGCCAUUGGGACACGAACUUAUGAUAUUUCAACAGAUCAAAUGAUUACCAUGAAAGCUGCCAUCAUUUGGACCAUUAGCGACUUCCCUGCCUAUGGUAUGUUUUCAGGAUGGAGCACACACGGUCUUAUGGGAUGUCCGAUAUGCAUGGAGAAGUCAGGGGCCAAUUGGCUCACUUUCAGUAAAAAACCAAGUUACUUUGAUUGUCACCGCAAGUUUCUCCCGGAAAACAACCGAUAUCGAAAGGACAGGAAGUCUUUCAUUAGAGGUAGAGUGGUACGAGACACCCCACCCCCGAGAUUGACUGGCGAAGAAAUUUUUAACCGGGUUUGACGUAUUCCUACGGUUGUGCAAGAGCCAAAUCAGGAGCCAUAUGGGUAUUGUGAUACCCAUAAGUGGACAAAGAGGAGUAUAUUUUGGGAGUUACCAUAUUGGAAAGACCUUCUCAUAAUCUCAUUCGUCACAAUAUAGAUGUCAUGCACACUGAGAAGAACGUCUUUGACAAUAUAUUUAACAUGGUGAUGGAUUUCAAAGGGAAAACUAAAGACGGUCUUGCAUCAAGAAAAUAUAUGACAAUGUGGUGUGAUAGACCCGAACUUUCUGUUGAUCCAGAACAAACUAAAAACGAAAUUCCAAAAGCAGUCUACCAAGUCAUAGAAGACCAAAGUGCAUCAAUAUUAGAGUGACUUGUGUCUCUGAAGUUUUUAGAUGGCUACUGCUCCAACUUGUCCAGAUGCGUGGACAUUAACAAACAGACAACGACGUCGAGCAUGAAAACUCACGAUGCUCAUGUAAUCAUGCAAAGACUUCUGCUGAUUGCACUGAAAGAAAUGCUUCCUGAACACGUAUGGUCCUGUAUUACUGAAAUAAGUUUGUUGUUACAGUCGAUAUGUUCCAGCGUUUUGGAUGAAACAUCCCUCCGUAGACUAGAAGAGUGUGUUCCUAUUCUAAUGUGUAAUUUGGAAAAAAUUAUGCCUCCAACGUUUUUCGAUGGAAUGGAACAUCUUAUAAUACAUCUUCCGUAUGAGGCUCUGAUUGCUGGGCCCGUCUUCUAUCGUUGGAUGUACAGAUUUGAAAGAUUUCUAGGAGAGUUGAAAAAGAAAGUGACCAACAAGGCACACGUUCAGGCUUCAAUUUGUCAAGCGUAUAUUCGACAAGAAAUCUCAACGUGCUGAUCUUUUUAUUUUGAGCGUGAGGUCAUAACUAGAAGAAAGAGACCUGUCCGGAAUGAUGACAUUGGCGAGGAUUUAUAUGAAAAUGUAGUUUCCAUUUUCAAUUACCCAGAUAGAGGUAAAGGAGCUGCGACUCACCGUUACAUCGUGGGUGAAGAAUUAAAAAUUUCACAUACUUACAUCCUCAUGAAUUGUCCAGAAAUCAUACCAUUUUAUAAUGAAUUUAGAGCUUCUUUAUCAGAAUUCCCUGAUAAUGAAAUUGAUGGAAUGAUGGACUCUCACUUUGCAACAUGGUACAAAUAUCAGAUCGAUAGCCGUGGGAUUGUCGACCCUCUGUUAGUAUCAUUUUUUUUUUUUCGAUAACAUGUAAGUAUAUUAGAAAUCGAAAAAAAUAGCAUUUUACAAUGCAUCAAAUCCAAAUCAAAAUGACUAUCUAUGCUAGAAUAAACUAACCUAGAUAUAAUGCAUCAAAAUAAUGGGACAGACCCCACCUCACAAAUUAUACAAUCAAAGUGCAUAUCCCAAUGCACGGGAUAUCACAAAAUCAAAAACUCAUAGUCUCUCAAAUCCAAGAUUUGGACCAAUAAAAUCAAACAAAAACUAACUUCAACAAGUUCCUAAUCUAAACAUCCAAAGAAAGCCCGGAAAGGAGUAGUGAACUUAGCAUCAAAACAAACCUCCCCUUUCUUCUUUGUAACUCCCGGUAAUCCCUC
This is a messenger RNA of Cuscuta epithymum, 2480 nucleotides long. Lineage: Eukaryota; Viridiplantae; Streptophyta; Magnoliopsida; Solanales; Convolvulaceae. The record is from the annotation of a GenBank genome assembly.